AUGGACACCAAAGGGCUCCCCAUCCCAGAGCAGUUUGGAUUUAGAGCCAAACACUCAUGUACCCAUCAAGUGCACCGCAUCACGGAGCACAUUUUAACUAAACGUCAACGUGGACUCAACACCGGUGCACUCUUCCUGGACGUGGCAAAAGCGUUCGACAAAGUCUGGCACAACGGGCUCGUAUACAAGCUAUACGGGUACGGAGUGUCCGACCGUCUCGUAUGCAUAAUUCGAGACUUCCUAAGUAAUCGAACCUUUCGCUAUCGCGUCGAGGGCGUGUGUUCGACUACGCAUCCCGUUCGAGCCGGGGUGCCCCAAGGGUCUGUGUUGGGACCAUUCUUGUUCACUCUCUACACCAAUGACAUGCCGCGUGUCAAAGAUGUAGAACUUGCUCUUUUUGCCGACGACACCUGUAUCUAUACCACAGGCAGAACACCCGAAUUGAUCCAUCGACGCCUCCAAGCUGCGGCCAUCACCAUCGGUGACUGGUUUCGGCAAUGGAGGAUCGAAAUCAAUCCCGCCAAAAGCGCGGCAGUCCUUUUCGCGCACAAAAAGAACAUACCCAUUCCACCCCCCGUUAAACUCUUGGACAGCCCAGUACCAUGGGUUAAUAAAGUCAAAUAUCUAGGCGUCGUCCUCGACUCCCAGCUUAAAUUCACCCAGCACGUGACCCAGGUCAGGAACCGGGCGGCCUUCGUAUUCGGUCGCCUCUACCUCAAUAAAACGUCUAAAAUGUCCCUUCGGAACAAGGUGACCUUAUAUAAGGCAGUAGUUCGCCCUAUCAUGACGUACGCGAGCCCCGUCUUCGCUCACAUUGCUCCGAAGCAAAUACACCGGCUUCAGGUGAUUCAAAAUCGAUUCUUGCGCAGAGCCACGGGAGCACCCUGGUUCAUGCGCAAUAUCGACCUACAUAUCGAUCUAGAAUUGCCCACCAUCGCGCAACUCCUGAAGUCGGCGUCGCGCCGAUAUUUCGAUUCCGCCGCCGCGCAUCCCAACUCACUUAUCGUAGGUGCCGUCACCUACAGGCCCUUGCCGCUAAAUAUUUUCCGCCGCGACUACCGAAGACCGCGUCACGUUCUCGACUUCCCUGACGAUGAGACGACGAUCGCCAUCGAAAGGAUCAAAAAACUCAAGAAACACACCAACACACACCGCACUCGCCGGCGAGUGCGGCAAACAUGUACUAGGUUCCGCCACGUACCUGGCAGGUUUUCCCCUAUUAAUGAUAGAAGCGUUGCUGGAGUUUCUUCCGCCACUUCUUCUCCCAGCGCCAACGCUCUCCGAAGUGGUAGUAAUGUUAGCUCUAGUAAUUCCCCCAGUCAGAUAAUAGCUACCGAUCGAGCCGAGGUCCGGCCCUCUCGGGCACCCUCGAAUCGGAAUGCUAAACGCGUGCUGAGUGACAGCCCAAGCCGAGGUCCCCUCUCGGGGACCCUUGAGCCUGAUCACUCCAUGGAGCGCCCGCCAAAGCGCCCUAAGAGCUUGGCGGCCUCCCAAACCGGUGAUAACGAGCCGGCCCGAGCCGAGGCUCCCCCGGGAGCCCUCGAGCUUAGUCACCAUAACGCG
Iphiclides podalirius (scarce swallowtail) is the source of this 1563-nucleotide messenger RNA. The record is from the annotation of a GenBank genome assembly. NCBI's taxonomy places the organism in Eukaryota, Metazoa, Arthropoda, Insecta, Lepidoptera, Papilionidae.